Micromonas commoda is the source of this 1206-nucleotide messenger RNA. RefSeq lists its product with no specific name. Gene Ontology annotation, molecular function: magnesium chelatase activity; ATP hydrolysis activity; ATP binding. Gene Ontology annotation, cellular component: chloroplast stroma. Lineage: Eukaryota; Viridiplantae; Chlorophyta; Mamiellophyceae; Mamiellales; Mamiellaceae. The transcript has 4 exons. The record is from RefSeq and is a predicted model, not a curated record. The coding region runs from base 1 to 1206 and encodes 401 amino acids. Gene Ontology annotation, biological process: chlorophyll biosynthetic process.
AUGACGUUCGCAUCUUUUUUGACAGUUCCUUCGAAUGCAUCAAAUGUUGCAGCGACUUUCGCCUCGAACAGGAUACGGAGGAGGCCAAACACAGAGGACAAGCGAACCAUUAUUUCGAAGGUUCUUGCCCAAGCUGCCGAUAGGGAAACAAAAGAGGACACUGCUGCUCGUCCAGUAUACCCUUUCAGCGCCAUCAUUGGCCAGGAAGAGAUGAAGUUCGCAGCUAUCAUGAACAUCAUCGACCCAAACAUCGGAGGUAUAAUGGUAAUGGGCGAUCGUGGGACUGGAAAAUCCACCACGGUCCGCUCAUUAGUCGACCUGCUCCCUUUGAUUGAUGUGGUCAAGGAUGACCCCUUCAUGAGUAGCCCAACUGAUCCAAACUUGAUGUCUCCUGAUGUUCUCGCAGCCUUCCGGGCCGGUGAAAACUUUGAGACUGUCAAGAUCCCUAUCAACAUGGUUGAUCUACCCCUAGGAGCAACCGAGGACCGUGUAUGCGGCACAAUAGAUAUUGAGAAAGCGUUAACUGAAGGGACAAAGGCUUUUGAGCCCGGACUCCUGGCGAAAGCGAAUCGUGGUAUCCUCUAUGUUGACGAGGUCAAUCUUCUUGAUGAUCAUCUUGUAGACGUCCUCCUCGAUUCCGCUGCAUCAGGGUGGAACACCGUGGAACGUGAAGGUAUCAGCAUCUGUCACCCAGCGCGUUUUAUCUUGAUUGGCUCAGGAAACCCGGAGGAGGGUGAGCUUCGACCGCAGCUUCUUGACAGGUUUGGCAUGCAUGCACAAAUCAAAACUGUUAAGUUGCCGGAGGAACGCGUAAGGGUUGUCGAAGAAAGGACUGCCUUCGACACAUCCCCGAAGGAGUUCCGGGACAAGUACAAGGAAGAACAGGAUCAAGUAAUUGAAAAACUCUCUGCCGCACGCACGCUACUACCAUCAGUUGAGGUCCCAAUGGAUAUCCGUCUUAAAAUUUCACAGGUGUGCGCAGAGCUUGAUGUUGACGGUCUGCGUGGUGAUCUUGUCACGACUCGCGCCGCCCGCGCCGCCGCCGCUUACCGGGGAUCCACAGAAGUUACCGAUGAAGACGUAUAUUCCAUCAUUACACUUUGCCUCCGCCACAGGCUUCGAAAGGAUCCCAUGGCAACAAUUGACGAAGGUACAAAAGUUCUGGAGGUUUUCUCGAGUGUGUUCGGGUACGAUUCAGAGGAAUGA